AUUCAGCUUGAUUAUAUAGUUGGAAUCAGUUGGCUCAAAAAAAGCAAAAGAGGUGAGAAGAAGAGCCGAAGAAAAGAAGCGGACCAGACCAAAAACCUCCGUACGUCAUGCAUCUCUCUUUCAAUUCUAUUAUCACCACAUAAUUAUUGCAGGAUUCGGUUGCACGAUAGCUACAAAUUGAAUUGAAGGCAUAUUGUAGUUUUGCUGAUUGGGGUGAAGCAACAUAGAGAGAGAGAGAGAGAGAGAGAGGGAGGCGGCUUUGGAAGGAGGUGGGGAUGGGUUCGAAGAAGGCCGAGAGUACAUCAGCUCCAGUUAUUCGACGAGACCCGUAUGAGGUAUUGUCCGUAUCGAGAGAUUCUACUGAUCAGGAGAUUAAAACUGCUUACAGGAAACUAGCUCUCAAGUAUCAUCCAGACAAGAAUGCCAGUAACCCUGAAGCUUCUGAACUUUUUAAAGAGGUUGCAUAUUCCUACAGCAUCUUAUCUGACCCAGAAAAGAGAAGGCAGUAUGAUAGUGCAGGAUUUGAGGCUCUUGAUGUUGAAAGCAUGGAUAUGGAAAUUGAUUUAUCUAAUCUGGGUACUGUCAAUACAGUAUUUGCUGCAUUGUUCAGCAAGCUUGGUGUCCCUAUCAAAACUACAAUUUCCGCUAAUGUUCUGGAAGAAGCUCUGAGUGGAACUGUCACAGUCAGACCCCUUCCUAUUGGAACAUCAGUUAGUGGAAAGGUGGACAAGCAAAGUGCCCACUUCUUUGGCGUAACAAUAAAUGAACAGCAAGCAGAGUUGGGGAUUGUUGUGAGAGUAACUUCAUCUGCACAAAGCAAAUUUAAGUUACUUUAUUUUGAACAAGAUGCCAAUGGUGGCUAUGGUUUGGCAUUACAGGAAGAUAGUGAGAAGACUGGCAAGAUGACAUCUGCAGGGAUGUAUUUCUUACAUUUUCAAGUAUAUAGAAUGGAUUCUACUGUGAAUGCUUUAGCAAUAGCCAAGGAUCCUGAUGCUGCUUUCUUUAAAAAACUGGAAGGUCUUCAACCUUGUGAGAUUUCGGAACUAAAAGCCGGCACUCAUAUUUUCGCUGUUUAUGGGGAUAAUUUUUUCAAGACUGCUAGCUACACAAUAGAGGCACUUUGUGCAAAAUCAUACGAAGAUUCCACACAGAAACUCAAGGAAAUUGAAGUGCAAAUUUUACGAAAAAGAAAUGAACUACGCCAAUUUGAGACAGAAUACAGGAAGGCUUUGGCACGCUUUCAAGAAGUAACCAACAAAUACAGCCAGGAAAAACAAUCAGUGGAUGAGCUACUAAAACAGCGGGAUAAUACACAUGCUUCAUUCACUGUAAUGAGGACAGUCAGUAAUUUAAGUAAUGGAAGUACAAGCAAAGUUCCUGGUGAAGAUUCAAAGGCUGAGAGUCCAGGGGAAGAUGGAAGUGAUGGAAAAGAUAAAUCAGGCAAGAAGAAAUGGUUCAACUUGAACCUUAAAGGAUCUGAUAAAAAGCUUGGUUGAAAAAGGAUGUCAAAUGACGUGUAUAUGUUGAGAAAAUACGUGUAUGGAACAGAAAUACGAAUGGAGGCCUACAGGAACAGUUUGGAGGCUGCAAGAGGCCUGCCCUUGUAAACAAAAAUUUUGUAUUGUUAUUCCUACUAUUGUUAUUAAUAUUUUCUCCAACCGAAUUCUGAAUUAUAGAUUCUCAUCAUUUGAAUUUGAUAAAUUUAGAGCACACAAGGUAAAUUCUAGUUUAUGGAAUGUAUUGAAAAAUCGUUCAUUUAAUUUUUUAAUUGUCGUUAAAUUA
Messenger RNA from Manihot esculenta (cassava), 1782 nucleotides. RefSeq names its product chaperone protein dnaJ 15. Bases 276 to 1496 code for a protein of 406 amino acids. The transcript has 13 exons. The record is from RefSeq and is a predicted model, not a curated record. NCBI's taxonomy places the organism in Eukaryota, Viridiplantae, Streptophyta, Magnoliopsida, Malpighiales, Euphorbiaceae.